Wickerhamiella sorbophila is the source of this 426-nucleotide messenger RNA. Its product is annotated as Damage response protein 1. Gene Ontology annotation, cellular component: endomembrane system; membrane. Lineage: Eukaryota; Fungi; Ascomycota; Dipodascomycetes; Dipodascales; Trichomonascaceae. Bases 1 to 426 code for a protein of 141 amino acids. The transcript has a single exon. The record is from RefSeq and is a predicted model, not a curated record.
AUGUUGACAUAUUUGUUGAUUGCCGUGGCUAUUUUUGUCGUUUACAAGCUGUUUUCAAAGAAAACCGACGAUGCCGAAGAGACAUUUGAGCCCAUAGAAUUCCAAAAGUUCACCCCCCGCACUUUGUCCAAGUACAACGGCAAAGACGAUAAACGGGUGCUCAUGGCGGUAAACAGCAGAGUGUACGAUGUCUCAGCAAGUAAAAACCACUACGGACCUGGCGGAAUGUACGAGAACUUUGCCGGGCGCGAUGCUAGUCGUGGUUUGGCCAAGCACAGCUUUGAGAUUGAGCACCUGACCCCUCUUGAUCGGCCGAUUGACGAUCUGAAGGAUCUCACGGAGGAGGAACGUUCCGCCAUGCUGCAAUGGGCUGAGUUCUUUGGCAACAAGUACCCGCAUUGUGGAGAUCUAGUUGAGAGUCUGUAG